Lactuca saligna is the source of this 696-nucleotide messenger RNA. The record is from the annotation of a GenBank genome assembly. Lineage: Eukaryota; Viridiplantae; Streptophyta; Magnoliopsida; Asterales; Asteraceae.
AUGUUAAUGUUGUUGUGGAUGCUGCUCACAAAGCUCUGCAAAUUUCUUCACGAGAAAGCAUUUUCAACCAUGGAAGCUACCACACAUGAACUGAUACAUCCAACAAUAGAUGUUUUGCUGUCAAUGCUUGCAGUUUUGCUUGAGCCGAUUGAAAUGACAUGUGAUCCAACCUAUCUUGUUAAUUUUUUGGAGUUAUAUACUGUGUUGGCUUCCUUUCAAUCUCAUGAAGGAAGGGUCCUAAACUCGCUUAAUGGGAUAAAAGACAUGAAGUCACGUCUAACAUCGAAAGCCGAAUACAUGUUGUCAGGUCGGAAGAGAAUGAUGUGGGAUAUUAGUUUAAUAAACAUCAAGAUAAUUAUUCCCUGGGAGAAUGGGAAGUCAGAGAUACAUAAAUUGGUACUUGGAUUAACAGCUGUCACCUUUUCAUCCAAGCAUGAUGUUAGCUGUUUUGCACCAGAUAUCAACGUACCUUCUCAAUUCAUGAGGAAUUUAAUAGAUUACAAUUCUUCAAGUGAGCUUCUAGAAGGAACUCAGAUUCAAGAUCUGUAUGCUCUCCUGGAAAUUAAACUAGUCGACUUCCAGUUUCUUGCAGAAACUUUGGAUGUUGUUCAAGACAUUGAUUGGGUCAUUUAUCUGUUGCUAGGUAACCUUCUCAACCACAACAUUCUACUUAAGCAGGUGAGUAAUCAAGAUUAA